This is a messenger RNA of Callorhinchus milii (elephant shark), 1043 nucleotides long. RefSeq names its product pleckstrin (gene plek). NCBI's taxonomy places the organism in Eukaryota, Metazoa, Chordata, Chondrichthyes, Chimaeriformes, Callorhinchidae. Gene Ontology annotation, cellular component: plasma membrane. Gene Ontology annotation, biological process: actin cytoskeleton organization; intracellular signal transduction. The record is from RefSeq and is marked provisional.
GACUUUUCUUACUGCCUGUGAUGUCGCUGUCAGAGCUUAAAAGUGCCAGAGUUCCCAGAGCAGAGCAGAGCAGCCCAGAGCAUGGAACUGGAACCCAGGGUUAUCAGGGAGGGUUACCUCGUCAAGAAGAGAACCGUGUUCAGUUCCUGGAAGGCAACAUGGGUUGUCCUCUUAGAAGAUGAGAUUAAAUUUUACGAUAAAAAAAUUGACCAGAGCCCGAAAGGAGUGAUUCCACUGAAGGAGAGUUUGCUGACCAGCCCAUGCCAGGAGUACAAUAAAAGAAUGUUUGUUUUCAAACUCCGGACAGCAAAGAAUCAAGACCAUUUCCUGCAAGCCUCGCACCUUGAGGAACGAGAUGCCUGGGUGCGGGAUAUUAAGAGAGCAUUAAAAUGUAUUGAAGCGGGCCAGAAAUUUGCCCGAAAGUCAACGAGAAAAUCCAUCAGAUUGGCUUCAGAUAUUAAUUUAGGUACUUUAUACCUCUCUAUGAAGCACUUGGAUACUGGCGUGAAGGAAAUGAAAUUGCAAAAGGAAAAAAAAACCUUCAAUCAUUGUUUCACAGGCAUCUGCGUGAUUGACUGGCUAUUGUCGUCUAAGUCAGUGAGGAAUCGCCGUGAGGGAGUUCUGCUGGCAGCUGCCCUGGUGUGCGAGGGCUACCUGCAGCCAGCUGAGGACAGAGCCAAGGAGGUCGCGGAACAAGUGGCUGAGAGUUGUUUUGCCGACGAGGCUGACGCCUAUUAUUAUUUUGCUGACAGUGGCUUUUUCAGCGAAGGAAAUUCGAGUGAAGACGAUGAUAUUUUGAAGGAGGAGUUCCGAGGAGUGAUUGUAAAACAAGGAUGUCUGCUGAAGCAGGGCCACCGAAGGAAAAACUGGAAAGUCCGGAAGUUUGUGCUGCGGGAUGACCCUGCGUACCUGCACUACUACGACCCCACUGGGGUAAGUGAUAGAGGUCUGUCAGUGGCAGAAAAGUUAAGCAUAGUCAAUAAUAAUCCUUUCAUUUGAUACAGCGCCUUAUCACGUCAUUGAGACAUCUCAAAGCGCUUCAC